AUGUUGGGCGAGCAGGGUGUCAAUGUGAACCUCACAGCCCCUGAUGACGGCGACAAUGUAUGGUCGCUUCAACAAGUCGAAGGGGAAGAUUCUGCAGAGUACAAUGAGAACCAAAGUCACAAGCAGAUAAAUUGGUCCUUUGGUCCAAUCAAGGCAGGUGACAUUAAAUUCAACAGUUUUGUGCAAGAGACUCAUAUCUCGCAGUUGUCUGGGUAUGUUGACACCGACACUUUUGAGAUCACUAUCAACCCCAACAUCAAUGGCAUCAACGCUGGCGAUAUCAACGGAAACCUCAAGGACGGUGUAGUCCUCAAUGUCGAUUUGUAUACGGCCAAGGGUAGGACUACACUGUACUUGAAGAAUGGAAACGAGACAUGGGUCAACCUCGACCUCAAGAUCAUCUUUGAUGGUUCUUUUCAUGGAGACUACAAGAUAAUGACCCUCUAG
Messenger RNA from Fusarium graminearum PH-1, 447 nucleotides. RefSeq lists its product as uncharacterized. The transcript is spliced from 2 exons. The record is from RefSeq and is a predicted model, not a curated record. NCBI's taxonomy places the organism in Eukaryota, Fungi, Ascomycota, Sordariomycetes, Hypocreales, Nectriaceae. Bases 1 to 447 code for a protein of 148 amino acids.